Molecule: messenger RNA, 4246 nt
Organism: Pyrus x bretschneideri (Chinese white pear)
Lineage: Eukaryota; Viridiplantae; Streptophyta; Magnoliopsida; Rosales; Rosaceae
Product: U-box domain-containing protein 43
Exons: 5
Coding region: 648-3668 (1006 amino acids)
Biological process (GO): cell surface receptor signaling pathway; protein ubiquitination
Molecular function (GO): ubiquitin-protein transferase activity; protein binding
Source: RefSeq, a predicted model, not a curated record
AAGAUGCCUUGCUGAGCUGAAUGUGAAAACUCCAAAAGGAUCAAAGCAAAGACCCAGAAAGAAAAGAUGGUUUCUUUUUUUAAUUUUCCCACUUUCUCUUUUGCUGCUAUAAAAAUUUACCUCAGAAAUUAAAGGAACGGGUCUUUUUGUUUUUGUUUUUGGUUUUUUUUUAUUUUCUUUUCAAUCAGGCCCUUCAAAGAAAGGGUCAACACUGGGGCAAAGAGGGAGUCUUCAGUCUCCCCACAAGCUUAAAAGACAACUUAUUUCUCAGAUUACAACUUUCCAAAUUACCCAAAAGAGAAAAAAAGAGAAAGAAAAUCCCUUUUAUUCCUCUACUUUUGAAAUAUUCUCUGUAUUUUUGACAGGGUUUCUGUGGUGAACUGAUUGCCAAUUUUCCCGGGAAAAUUGGGUGCAUAUCCCUGGAAAAUUGUGGGGAGAAGAGUGAUGGUGCUGUGAGUUUUUGGUGGGCAUGAGCUUUUUCUCAGAUUGAAAGGUAUAUAGAGAAAAAUGGAAGGUACAGCAGGCUUGAAAACUAUUUCGGAUCAGAAGCUCGAGGUUGUUGUCCUGCAAGGCUUCUGCUUUUUUUGUCAGUUGUGCAAUCAAAUGGAAAAUGAGGAUCUCACUUCCUAGUGUUAGUGAGUUUCAAAAUGUUGGCAGUAGACUUGGUUUCAAAUGCUGCAUCUGCUCCGGCUUCAGAAAUCAUUUCUCAAAUAGUGGAGGCCAUUUUCGAAAUUUCAGCUGCUGCCAGGGACGUCCUUGUUAAGAAGGAUACAUUUAAAGAGCUUUCAACUUAUCUGGAAGGGAUAGUCCCCAUCUUAAAAGAGUUGAACAAGAAAGCUGUUCUUCAUUCUGAGAGCUUAAACAAUGUUAUGGCCAUUCUUAACCGAGAAAUCAGAGGUGCAAAGCAACUGACACUUGAGUGCAGGAAGAGAAACAAAGUGUAUCUCUUAAUGCAUUGCCGAACAAUAGUUAAGCGCCUAGGAGACAUUAUGAAAGAGAUCAGUAGGGCUUUAGGUCUUCUUCCCCUGAGUUCACUAGAUCUUUCAUCUGGCAUAAUUGAAGAAAUUGAAAAGCUUUGUGAUAAUAUGCAGCGAGCUGAGUUCAGGGCAGCAAUAUCAGAAGAAGAGAUUUUGGACAAAAUCGAGUCUGGAAUCCAGGAGAGAAACGUUGAUCGUUCUUAUGCAAAUAAUUUGGUGGUUCUCAUAGCAGGGGCAAUCGGAAUCUCAACUGAAAGGUCAGUGUUAAAGAAGGAAUUAGAGGAAUUCAGGAAUGAGAUAGAAAAUGCUCGGCUGAGGAAAGACCAGGCUGAAGCUAUACAGAUGGAACAGAUAAUUGCUUUAUUAGAAAGGGCUGAUGCGGCUUCAUCUUCUAAGGAGAAAGAAAUAAAAUAUAUGAUUAAGCGGAAUUCUUUAGGGGCUCAACCAUUGGAACCACUUCAAUCAUUUUAUUGUCCAAUCACCAGGGAUGUUAUGAUGGACCCUGUGGAAACUUCUUCCGGACAGACAUUUGAGAGAAGUGCUAUAGAGAAGUGGUUUGCUGAUGGGAACAAAUUGUGCCCCCUGACCAUGACUUCUUUGGACACAUCAAUUUUGCGGCCCAAUAAAACUCUCCGACAAUCCAUAGAAGAAUGGAAGGAUAGAAAUUCAAUGAUUAUGAUUGGUUCCUUGAAAUCAAAACUCCAAUCUGAAGAAGAAGAAGAAGUGCUUCAUUGCCUGGGUGAUUUACUAGAUCUCUGUAAAGAAAGAGAAUUGCAUAAGGAAUGGAUCAUACUGGAGAACUACAUACCUAUUCUCAUUCAACUUCUUGGUGUUAAAACUCCCGAGAUAAGGAACAAUGCUCUUCUCGUCCUUUGCAUUUUGGUGAAGGAUGGUGAUGAUGCGAAGGAAAGAAUUGCCAUAGUUGAUAAUGGCAUUGAAUCUAUUGUUCGUUCACUUGGGCGCCGUGUUGAGGAAAGGAAGUUAGCUGUUGCAUUACUUUUGGAGUUAUCAAAAAGUAAUUUGAUAAGAGAAUACAUUGGGAAGGUUCAAGGUUGCAUACUCCUAUUAGUUACCAUGUCCAACAGUGAUGAUAAUCGGGCUGCCAGAGAUGCACAAGAGCUACUGGAGAAUCUGUCAUUCUCUGAUGAGAAUGUUAUACAGAUGGCGAAGGCAAACUAUUUUAAACAUUUGCUGCAGCGUCUCACUACAGGACCGGAGGAUGUUAAAAUAGUCAUGGCAUCAAAUUUGGCGGAGAUGGAGUUGACCGACCACAAUAAAGAAUCUUUGGUUGAAGGAGGAGUAAUGAGUCCGCUUCUUUACAUGGUCUCACAUGGUGACAUUCCAAUUCAAAUGGUGGCUGUUAGAGCUCUUAGAAACCUCUCAAGCUUACCUAAAAAUGGUCUACAGAUGAUUCGAGAAGGUGCAGAACGCCCAUUACUUGACCUUCUUUUUUUAAAUCUUAGUCCGUCAUUGUCAAGUUUGCGUGAAUAUACAGCAGCCACAAUUAUGCAACUCUCCAUGUCAAUGGCGUCUCAAGAAUCCAACCAGACACCCAUUCCAUUUUUGGAAUCAGAUGAAGAUAUUGUCAAGCUUUUCUCUUUGAUUAGCUUGAUGGGGCCUAAUGUACAGCAAAGCAUCAUUCGGACCUUCCAAACCUUAUGUCAAUCCCCCUCUGCUACAAGUAUCAAGAGCAAGUUGAUGCAGUCCUCGGUUUUACAAGUAUUGGUUCAGUUGUGCGAGAAUGAUGACCUAAACCUACGAGCAAAUGCUGUAAAGCUGUUCUCUUGCUUAGUAGAACGCGGCAGUGAAGUCACCACUAUCCUGGAGCAUGUGAAUCAGAAGUGCAUUGAGACUAUACUCAAGAUCAUCAAAACUUCUGAUGACGAAGAAGAGAUUGCUUCUGCAAUGGGCAUUAUCUCUAACAUUCCGGAAAACCCCGAGAUCACACAGUGGCUUAUGGAUGAUGGGGCACUACCUGUCAUACUCAAUUUUCUUCAGAAUGGUUCCCAUAGAAAUCAGUUGAUAGAGAAUGCGGUCGGAGCCAUUUGUCGUUUCACUGCUCCAACAAACUUGGAAUGGCAAAAGAGUGCAGCUGAAGCUGGCAUUAUCCCGUUGUUCGUACGUUUGCUGGAGUCUGGAACCUCAUUGACAAAGGAACGUGCGGCCAUAUCUCUUUCUCUAUUUUCAAAGAGUUCACCACGGUUGAGCAGGUCUUCACCUAACCGCAAAGGAUUCUGCUGCUUCUCGGCCCCACCAGAAACCAGAUGCCCUGUUCAUGGUGGAAUCUGUGGCAUUGUUUCAUCAUUUUGCCUUGUGGAGGCUGGUGCAGUGGGCCCACUGGUUAGAAUUCUUGGGGAACCUGAUCCCAGAGCUUGUGAGGCCUCUUUAGAUGCGCUAUUAACUUUAAUCGAAGGUGAGAGACUGCAGAUGGGUAGUAAGGUGCUCACAGAUGCGAAUGCCAUCCCACCUAUAAUAAAAUUUCUUGUUCAACCAUACCCUAGUCUGCAAGAGAAGGCCUUACAUGCUCUAGAAAGAAUGUUCCGGCUGCUGGAGUUUAAACAGAAGUUUGGAGGCUCCGCUCAGAUGCCUCUUGUUGAUUUAACUCAGCGUGGAAGCGGUAGUGUAAAAUCUAUGGCAGCCAGAAUACUUGCUCACUUGAACGUGCUUCACGAUCAGUCUUCUUAUUUCUGAAGGAGCUUCAAAUAUUCGGCUACGUGUCAUUGAUUUGAAGGUCAAGCAUAAACUCACCCCUGUGCUCAAACUUGGCAACGAUUAUCAAACAUGGGGACUGGUCAUGUAAAGUAAGAGAGAGCCCUUCAUAGUUUUAUAAGAAGGCGAAGCAUGGUUCUCUGUCCAGCAUGCCCAUCAUCUGGUUUUGGCGACAUGGGAUCGGAGGGACGCAGUUGAAUUUGUCUUGACACGGAGUAGCAGCUUCGAGACUGAAACUGACAAUUUAAAUUGUGCUGCUCUUACAUAGAAAUGAGGUGUCGCAGGAACUUGGUUUCCACUUGUAUAUUUGAAGCUUGAUUUGUACGUUGGUGUAAGGAGAAGAGAUCAUUGCAAGCCACCAGUGGUAGCCUGGUAAGGUAAGCUGAGAUCAUUUUUCGACGAAAAUUAAAUUCUUUUUCUACUAUAGGAUGUGGAUUCUUUGUGUAUACAUAGGAAACGUUCAAAAAAUUCACGAUAAAUUUUUCGAGUAAGUUGUGUCGUUUAUAUCCUUUCAUAUGAAUCAUAUUCUCUUUUAAUUCAAUCUUCAAGUUCUAUUUUCA